AUGUAUACGGAAGGGGUACUACCGACUCAAAGACGGAGACUCAACCAUAAAACACUGAUCCUAAGUUUUGGACAUGAUAAGGAAGUUGGAGGAUUAUAUGGCGGUAAAAAAGUUGCCCAAAUGUUAGAGAACACGCACGCGUAUCCAACCGAUGGAGGAAAACCUAUAGACUUUUUAUUGGAUGAGGGACUAAACAAUUCUUCCUCAAAAUAUGAGAAUAGCUCCAACUACCGCUGCAUAGCUAAGGGUGGAAUCAAAUACAAUGUAGUACCCAAUUAUGCGGAAGACAACCUCAAUCUCCGAGUUCAUCCUUUGCAAGAUCCCGAUGAAGUGAAACAUCACUCUAAUCAAUUUAAUUUAAUAACGACUUUACCCUUUCGGAUUGAAUCAAUUGGUCAUCUUGCAUGGGUUUCACAACAAAUCUUGGGAAUAGAAGAUGAGAAACAUAUUCCCGGCUUACAACACAUUAAAUUAAAAGUUUUGAAAUAUGUUGCUCAAAUAAUAAAUGACCAAAGGGUGAAAGUGCAACUUAAUACCAUGUCUCCAAGAAGUCCCAUAUCCGAUUACGACAACGUUGCUUUCAGAAAAAUCGAAGAGAUUAUUGAAGAUUAUUUCAAUAGAACCAUAGUCAUACCAGCGAUCUUUAUCGGUGACACGGAUUCUAAGCAUUUUUCCAGAAUCGUCGAUAAUGUAUACCAAUUCUCUCCUCUAAAAAUAAACAUGGAUGAUGAUAUAUCAAGAGUACACGGUAUCAACGAAAGAACUUCCGUCGUCCAUUUUUACAAUUGCGUUAAAUUUUAUUAUAAUUUGAUCGAUUUUGUGUCUGAGGGGUUGGAAGAUGAUACAAAAGUUUCAAAAAUGGCGGCUAAAAAUGUUAAAACGGUUUCAAAGGACUCGGCUAAAAACGGGAAAUCGAUUUCAAAGGAAACGGAUAAAAAAGGGAAAAAUAUUAAACCGAAAGAGAAAUAA
Molecule: messenger RNA, 969 nt
Organism: Gordionus sp. m RMFG-2023
Lineage: Eukaryota; Metazoa; Nematomorpha; Gordioida; Chordodea; Parachordodidae
Exons: 7
Coding region: 1-969 (322 amino acids)
Biological process (GO): amino acid metabolic process
Molecular function (GO): hydrolase activity, acting on carbon-nitrogen (but not peptide) bonds, in linear amides
Source: RefSeq, a predicted model, not a curated record